Molecule: messenger RNA, 7167 nt
Organism: Syngnathoides biaculeatus (alligator pipefish)
Lineage: Eukaryota; Metazoa; Chordata; Actinopteri; Syngnathiformes; Syngnathidae
Gene: myt1a
Product: myelin transcription factor 1a
Biological process (GO): regulation of transcription by RNA polymerase II
Cellular component (GO): nucleus
Molecular function (GO): zinc ion binding; RNA polymerase II cis-regulatory region sequence-specific DNA binding; DNA-binding transcription factor activity, RNA polymerase II-specific
Source: RefSeq, a predicted model, not a curated record
UCCUUCUUUCGUGUCCGACCUGGUGUACAUGUCUUCAUAUGCCUCUUGUUUAGCCUUCGCCACCUCUACCUUUGCCCUACGUCGCAUCUCGAUGUACUCCUUUCGCCUCUCCUCAGUCCUCUCAGUAUCCCACUUCUUCUUCGCUAAUCUCUUUCUUUGUAUGACUUCAUGUAUUUUGGGGUUCUACCACCAAGUCUCCUUCUCCCCUUUCCUACCAGAUGACACACCAAGCGCUCUCCUGCCUGUCUCUGAUCACCUUGGCUGUCGUAGUCCUCCUUUCCUGUCUCACCGCUUUCCGAAGGUCCGCACAGCUUUCUUCCUUUCUCAGCUUUCACCACAUGGUUCUUCGCUCCAUCUUUGUCUUCUUAACUUUCCUCCCCACCGCCAAAGUCAUCUCACAGACCACCAUCCAAUGUCAUCCAGCCAAACUAUCUCCUCACAGUCAAUAACCUCAUUCUGAUGACAUCGUUUGCACAAGAUGUAAUCCUCCUUUUUACUUCUGUCUUCACUCCUUUCGGUCACCCGGUCUUCCUUUCACUUCUGGAAGAAAGUAUUCACUUGAUCCAUUUCCAUCCUUUUGCACCUUCUGUCCCUCCAGGUUUUCUUUCCUGGAUGAUAUUCUUACCCAUGACUGCUUUAUUACCCGUUUCCUUCACCAACAAGUCCAUUAGUCUGCAUUUGUGAGAUCACACGGUGAUGUUGGACUCGCUCUCAAUUAGGGGCUCUAAUUCACCCCAAAUGUGUUCUUGAGGUCAGGACCCUGAGCAGGCCUGUCAAGUUAUGCUGGACCAAGGUAUGCUGAAUCCUUCAGCGUUCCUUCCACUGAAAAGAAUGAGCCACUAUUUUGGAUAAUUCCAUGCUCCCAACUUUGUGGGAACAGUUUGCAGCUGCCCUCUUCCUCCUCCAUCAUGACUCUGCACCAGUGCACAAAGCAAGGUCCAUAAAGAGAUGGGUGACAGUGUUUACGUGAAUGAAAUCAACUGGCCUGCAGAUUCCUGACCUCAACCUGACAGAACACCUUGGGGCCGAAUUAAAGCCGAAACUAAGAAAUUGAGCAUCACACGUCUGCUAUUGGACCUGGGAAGGGUUCUCAUAGGUUUGAUUAAUUGGAAUCUUUGACAGCUUAAGCUUCUUUCAUGUACAUGUGACCGUAAAGUGCUAACUAACAUCCUUCUGUCAUCCAGAUGAGCCAAGACACUACAGAGACUCGAACACGAACCCGCUCCAAAGGCAAUCGAGUAAAACUUGUUUUAACUUUUUUUUUUGUAUUGUCAGAACUCUCAGGACAUGACAUGAAGCAUGAGCUGAGUAGCAGUUGUCCAACCCCUGGCUGUGACGGCAAAGGUCAUGUCAGUGGAAGAUACUCAAGGCAUAGAAGCGCACUGGGAUGUCCAACCAUGAAGAAGAGAAAGCUGGAGGAGGCAGUUGCUGAGGAGAACCAGUCUUCUGCCAAGAAAAAGGGUCCAACGGCCUUAAUGGACGCAGAAGACUUUGCCGUACACAACGAGGAGGACCAGGAGGAGGAGCUAAAAAAGGAGAAAGAAGAGGACAACUUCAAAGAGGAGGAAACUUCAAACAGUAGACCAGAGUCAAUCAAAAAUAACGACUGCCUAUUGAUAAAAGAAGACACGGGAGUAGCGGAAACAGUUGUUUGUGCUACAACUAAAGAUGAAGAGAACAUCAUCUUGGAGUUUGAGAAUGAGGCUGCGACUGAGGAAACCGGUAGGGAUCAGAAAUUGGCAAGAGAACAGCAGCUGUCCGCAGAGGACCAAAAGAAAACGGAUGCCACUCCGGAAAACGAAGACAGACGAGAGACAGCAGAGCGCUCGCAAAGAGUCUGCGGAAGGACUGAGAUUGAGCAUACAAAAGACGAGGAUGAUGAGGAUGAAGCAGAAGAACACGUUGAAAAAACAAAUGGCUUUGUAGGCGAGAGGGAAGUGGAAAGACAGACAAUAAGUCAGGAAAACUCUGAUCACCAGUAUUCCACUGGACAUUACAUCCAUCAUCAGGUCAACGAGUCAACACAGGACCAGAUAAAGAGGGAGCAGAAAGAAGAGGAGGCCGUGGGAGAAAACAAGGAAGAGAGCGUUCAAGAGGUCGAUACCCCUUACUCGAUGAGUCCACAUAGUCAAGGGUCUCAGGAGUCUCUUGAGGAAGAAAAGGUCUUUGCACCAGUCACUGAGGAAGAGGCACGCGAAGAGCAGCGGGAGAGAGAAGAGGCCAAGCAGCAAGGGGAAGCAGGCACAGGGGGGGAGGUACAGCUGGAGGAUGAGGAGGAGGAGGAGGACGGGGAGGAAGAGGAGGAGGUUGAGGACCAAUGCUCCAGCAAAGCCUCUCCAGCCACAGUGGUGAUAGAUGUGCGCUCGGAAGAGGAGGAGGAGGAUGAAGAGGAGGAGGAGGAAGAGGAAGAAGACGACGGCGACGACCGCGACUGCAUCUCGGAAGGCUCGGGGAUCACCGACGACUCCGAGAACUGGGACAUGACCCGGGGGAACCUGGGGCUGCUGGAGCAGGCCAUCGCUUUGAAGGCUGGGGAGGGGAAGGACGAUCAGGAGGCCCAGAGCUCCCAAGACUACCAGUCCUACAACAGCCCCAGCAAAAGCUCAGAAGCGGUGGGACGACGCAGCGCCCACUACAGCAAAGAGAAGAAGGAAGUGAAGUGUCCGACCCCUGGGUGUGAUGGGACAGGUCACGUGACCGGACUGUACCCUCACCAUCGCAGUCUCUCCGGAUGUCCCCACAAGGACAGAAUUCCUCCAGAGAUCCUGGCCAUGUAUGAGAACGUCUUGAAGUGUCCCACUCCUGGCUGCACAGGCCAAGGCCACGUCAACAGUAACCGCAACACACACCGCAGUCUAUCCGGCUGCCCUAUUGCUGCGGCAACUAAGAUGAACAAGAACCAGGACAAGCAGGUCCACCUACAGGCUGCUGUCAGCGAGCCCACAUCCAACUCUGACAGGGUGCUCAGGCCCAUGUGUUUUGUGAAACAGCUCGAGAUCCCUCAGUAUGGUAACUACGGGCCCAACGCGGUCAACACCACACCACGGGCAAACCUGGCGAAAGAGUUAGAGAAGUACUCAAAGGUGUCUUUUGACUAUGCAAGCUUUGAUGUCCAGGUGUUUGGAAAACGUAUGCUUGUUCCAAAGACAACCACCGCUGAAACAUCACCCAAAGCCUUCAAAUCUAAAUCCUUCCCUAAGGCCUCUUCCCCAAGCGGGACAGGGUCAGGAGGCAUUCCCAACAGCACUUUGUCCUCUAACGAGUAUGACUGUAGUCAAGACGCCGAGGCGGCCCACAUGGCAGCGACGGCCAUACUCAACCUGUCCACUCGCUGUUGGGAACGACCGGAGAACCUUAGCACCAAUUCCAGGGAGCCCUGCCCUGAGGAGCCGGAUAUUGAAGUAGACGAGAACGGCACCUUGGACCUCAGCAUCAAGAAAAGCAAGAGAGCGAGCAUGCAGUCUCCGGAGCCUUCGUCGUCCUCGUCGUCGUCUUCUCAACACACCAUAGGUGUGUUAUCUCAGGGCCACGCUCAGCCUGAGUGGGAGGGGCCACUCGACUUUACGAAAUCAAGCGGAGUAAAGGAGGAAGGCCAUGAUGAGGUGGAUUAUACAGCUACUUCCUACACCUCUUCUGAUGUUGAGGACGAGGACCAGGAGAACCAGGAGAACCUGGAGGAGCGGAAGUACCCUGGGGAAGUUACCACCAGCAGUUUCAAGGCCAAGUUUCAGCCCAAAGACAGCAAAAAGGAGAUCCUUGUAUGUCCCACUCCAGGCUGCGACGGCAGUGGACAUAUCACUGGCAACUACGCAUCACAUCGAAGUCUGUCAGGCUGUCCUCUUGCAGAUAAAUCACUACGGACACUCAUGGCUGCCCACACAGCUGAACUUAAGUGUCCGACUCCCGGUUGUGAUGGAUCAGGCCAUAUCACGGGAAACUACGCUUCACAUCGAAGGUAUGGAAUGUUCUUAUGUUGGUUUUCUGGAUUAGCAUCAGCUAACUCCUUUGUCAUCAUCUGUACCAGUCUGUCCGGAUGCCCAAGAGCCAAAAAAGGGGGAGUCAAAUCAAACCCCGCAAAGGACGACAAAGAAGACUCUGAGUUGCUAAGGUGUCCUGUCCCCGGCUGCGACAGUCUCGGGCAUAUUAGUGGGAAGUACGCCACCCACCGCAGCGCUUAUGGCUGCCCGCUGGCGGCGCGUCGACAGAAGGAGGGGCUCCUGAACGGCGCCCCCUUCUCCUGGAAGACGUUCAAGAGCGAGGGCCCGACCUGUCCGACGCCUGGCUGCGACGGUUCCGGUCAUGCGAAUGGGAGUUUUCUAACGCACCGCAGUCUGUCAGGUUGUCCCAGAGCACUGGCCAGUAAGAAGAAAGCCAAGUUCCCUGGAGACGAGUACAUCACUGCCAAAUUCAGAGCUAGCGAUGUUUUGGAUAAUGAUGAAGAUAUCAAGCAGCUCAACGAGGAGAUCAACGAUCUGAAUGAAUCCAAUUCAGAGAUGGAGGCUGACAUGGUGAACCUCCACACUCAGAUCUCCUCCAUGGAGAAGAACCUGAAGAGCAUGGAGGAAGAAAACCAGCAAAUUGAAGAGAAAAACGAGGCCCUGUUUCUGGAGUUGUCAGGUCUGAGCCAGGCCCUGAUGCAGAGCCUGGCCAACAUCCGUCUGCCGACAAUGCAGGAGCCGUUGUCGGAGCAAAACUUUGACAGCUACGUGGAGACCCUCACUCAAAUGUUCACCAAUAAGGACUGCUACCAGGACCCCGAGAACCGGGCUCUGUUGGAGUCCAUUAACCAGGCAGUCAAAGGAAUAGAGGUGUGAGAGAUCCGAGCGAGACGCGGACGUCCCCCGGAGAGCGCGUCAGUAAAGGAACCAUCUCAUUUGGAACAUUGCCAUCGGUUCUUUGUUGUGUAUAGUUUCCCUGUUUGCAUGUUGCUUUAGGACAAAUGAGAGUGGGAACACGAUUAUGGGGUGAUGGCCCGCUGCAGUCCAACUGCUACGGCGGCGGCGAGUGACGUGUGUAGCAGAACAUAUCCUGUCCGCUCGAUAAUGUCAGUAGUAUCCUGUAAAAACCAUAGUGGCGUUCCACCUGCUGGACUAGUCUUUUCUAUAUUCAUUGGUACUAUUGCUGUGUAACUAUUUGUCAUUGGGAAAUGUUGGGUUCAUUAUGAAAUAUUUAUUCAUGCUGCGCGUAUUAUCAUGUCUGUCUACUAUUUAUUAAAGUCCCUGUAACGUGACUGUCUUGUAAAUUCGACACCACGGGGGAGUGUCGUUAAAUAGUUCGCUAAAUUUGAAUGAAUAAUUGAUAUUACAUUAGGCUUCAAAAUCACGAACAAUACAGACUUUUUGUCCGAUUGUAUUGGCGUGUCCACUCAACGCACUGAACAAUGGCUGCUUGACCCUCAAAUCAAAUACCACCGCAGGUCUUGCAUCAUUCUUAUGCCCUCGUGUUUGAGCAGUGUCACGACGAGAGGCGCUAGUUACUAGCUAGGUCGCGUGCUAACAGGCUUCCGACGGCAGGCUCAUUCAAAGUUUACGCCCUCACUUGGUGUUGUGUCGGCGUGUAGGCCCGCGGAAGACACUGAAGGGAAAGCUAACAGUUUAGCUAUCUUGCUAACGACCUACUUUCUUUCGGCUUGUCCCGUUAGGGGUCGCCACAGCGUGUCACCUCAGAUGAACGCUCAUAUUGGUUUAGCACAGUUUUUACGCUGGAUGCCCUUUCUGACGCAAGCCCACUUGGGGAGUGGAGGCCCCCAGUGACAAAGUAAAUUGCAACGGCAAUCGGAUAGCAUAGGCCAAGGGUGUCAAACUCAUUUUUGUCACGGGCUGCAUGAUGUUAUGAUUUCCCCCAGAGUGCCGUUAUGACUGUGAAUCCAUGAAAAUCUUUCGCCUCGCGAUAUUUACACAGGUACGGUGGCUCAGCUGGUAAAGCAUUGCACUCACAGUUUUGAGGUCCCCGGUUCAUUCCUGGACCCGCCUGUGUGGAGUUUGCAUGUUCUCCCCAGGCCUCCGGGCACUCCGGUUUCCUCCCACAUUCCAAAAACAUGCAACAUUAAUUAGACACAGUAAAUUGCCCCUAGGUGUGAUUGUGCGUGCGGCUGUUUGUCUCCAUGUGGCCUCCUCCCCGUUGACAGCUGGGAUAGGCUCCAGCACUCCACGUGACCCCCUUGAGGAUAAGCGGUGAAGAAAAUGGAUGGAUGGAUAUUUACACGUGAAAUUUAUGAACUAGUUUUGAAUCAGAAAUCAAGCGUAAUGGGUUUUCCAACUAUUGUUCAUGUUUGGUAACGUAAAAAUGCUUGCAAUAUCUCAACUUUAUCAUUUAUGAUAUGACAAUUUGAAAUAUUUUAAUUAUCACAAAAAUCAUGGAAGUUGAUAGACAUGAUUUGCCUUCGCAGGCCACGUAAAAUCAUGCGGCUGCCCGGAUCUGGCCCCCGGGCCUUGAGUUUGACACCUGUGGCAUAGGCCCAGAGUUGUUAUAUGGAGGGGAGGGUGGGGUGGGGGGGGGGGGGGGGUCCACUCAUGCUGGAUGCCCAAGUGUGUCACUGGGCUCUGUUUUAGCCACACCCCAAAAGAAAAAAAAAUUGUAAAAAAAAAAAAAAAUCAGCUGAAAUGGGAAAAACUCAUCUCAAUUGAAUACUACACAGUUGUGUUUUCAACUCUGAUCCUCAAACAAAUGUCUUAAUUAGAAAGAAAUGUAAAAAAAAAAAAAAUCACUUUACAGGGUCUUUAACUAUUUAUUCACUAUUUAUUUUUGUGUUACUUGAGAAGUGAAAGCAGGAGACGAAACUCGAGUAAACACGAGAAGGAAAACACUUUCCUCUGCACUGAUGAACAAAGGAAAUAUUUUAAGAUAUCAACUAUGAAUUAUUUUCUAAAGUUAUUUAUUUAAAAUACUGCAAUCUUUUUACAGUAAAUGCAAACGUUUUGUAUAUGAAAGUUUUGAAAUGAUUUACUAAUGACUUUUAUUUAUUGAUUUAUUUAUUUGGUGCUUGUUUUUAUGAUUUUGACAACUACUACGUGUUGGGAGUAUUUUGCAAUCCACUGAGACUAUUUGAAGUGCACAGAUAUGUUGACGAACAAAGUGAUGUGUGAAACAACGUGAUCGUGAAUAUUUACUUUUGUCUACGUGUGGCAAUGACUGUGUGGAUUCUCUUUGCUAGUUCUUCAAAUAAAC